GAGAGUUUUAAGUGUGUUGACGACCGACAGACUUGGUUUUUACUCAGGCUCGUCCAGAAGCAGGUUAAGCAGUUGCAGCGACAUUUUUACCUCCUCGUAUAAAGAUAUAAUUGACCAAAGAUCAUGAACAGUCUAAUUAGAUCCACUGCGAGGUGUCUGCGGUCGGGGGCGGCGGUCUAUCCGCCUAGGCAGGCCGACGGACGCGUGUGGUCGGCCUCGGCCCGGUUCCUGUGCGCGUCAGCGGGCCUCCAGAAAGACCUUGGUGAGAUGGUCAAGAAGGACAAAGUGGUGGUGUUCAUGAAGGGGACGCCGGCUCAGCCCAUGUGUGGCUUCAGCAAUGCCGUGGUUCAGAUCCUCCGGAUGCACGGGGUGGACGACUACGCUGCGUACAACGUAUUGGAGGACUCCGAGCUCAGAGAAGGAGUCAAGACCUUCUCCAACUGGCCCACGAUCCCUCAGGUGUACUUCAGCGGCGAGUUUGUGGGGGGCUGCGACAUCCUGCUCCAGAUGCACCAGAACGGAGAUCUGGUGGAGGAGUUAAAGAAGCUGGGCAUCAGCUCUGCACUGCUGGAGGCUGAGAAAGAGUCCAAGUAGAGGGAGAGGAUGAACUGCAAACAGCUGACAGGACAGAAGACGCAUUUAUCAGGUUUCAUCCCCCCUCCCCUCCCCUCCCUCAGAUGAUGACAUUAUAAAUCCAGAGCUCCUGCUUCACUGCUUAUUCUCUUCUUAACACAAAUAAUGUACCUGGUGGGUGAGGAAGAAAUAAAGGGUGGACCAUGUCUUCCCAGGAAUCCAAAAUCAGUUUAAGCUAACACUCCACCCACAUUUCUCAACUGUAACAGUUUUUUUUGGGGGGGGGGGGCAGCUGAAACAAGUUGCUUUUUUUUUUUGCUGACGACGGCUGCAAAAAUGAACCGAAAGUUAAGUUUGAGGCCAAGACUCAAACAAUGAGCUGAAAGAUGCUAUAUAAAGCUCUAUAUGUGCGCUGGAAAACGGUGAUAAUCCUCUGUGGGUUCAUAGUGGCAGCUUUAAUAUUUCCCUUAACACAUGGAGGAAAACCAUUGAUCUUUCCUCCUGUACUUCCUACGUUUUGAAUACUUUUCUAUCCUAUCGCGAUUCACCAAUUUCUGUACACUAUCCUACAAUAAAAUAUUUCAAACAAAAAUCAAUGGCAGCAUAGUUUUUGGAAUCGCAGGCUUUUCGUGACGAAUACAGUGUUGAACGUCGAACUGUCAGAGACAUCAUUUCACAUCGAGGUUGGACUUCUACUGCCAGAGGGAGGCCGUCCGGUUCCCUCCCUGGGUUUUAAAUCAGUUUACACAAGAAUGGCGUCAAACCUCUUAUCAUCUUGCCCUCUAAAAGCCCUGCUACCUCUACAGUCCACUCCCCGCACCACAGUCUGCGUAAGACCAAAUGAGCCUCAGGGUGCACCAAGACUAAGUUCACGCUGCUUGGGUCCCACCAGGGAAACAUGCCAUUAUACCAGAAAGCUUCCAAAUGCACUGCCUGUAGCUACAGUAUGCUGAAGUAAAAACACUGUUGAUACAUCACUGAUUAAUAAAGCUGAUGUGGGUUCAUUAUAAUGUAAAUGUUUAGUUCAAUAUCUGGUCAAUAAUAAAAUAAAAAAAUAAAACAUCUGGUGAAUGACAUCUGUUUAAUUUAUGGACCACACCUCAGUGCUCAGUAACCCAUGCAUGCACUGUCCGUAUAACUGAUGGACCCGACCCCAUUAUUCCCUUUUGUUCUUCCUACCUGGAAUCAAACCAAAAUGUGUCCUGUUUUAAUGUCUACACUGAAACGCUGAAACGCAACAAACAUACAAUGAUACCUUUUCUCUUAUUCCUGAAGACUAAUAUACAGCACAUUUGGACUAACAGAAGCAGGUAUAUAUAUAUAUAUAUAUAUAUGAAGUGUGUUGCGUCUGUUACAAGUCUGUGGUAUUUGUUAAUGUAUCAAAGGAAAAGAGGGUUUUUUGUUUUGGAAGGGUGGGGAUAUAUUUUUUUUUUUGUCUCACUGAGAACCCCUGACCCUUAUCAAUCCUAAUGUUCGUCCUGCUGCACACAGUUGUAAUAUCAAAGCAAUGGGCAUGUAGUCCACUGUAAGAUAUUGUACAUUGAAAGCAUUUUAUUAAAUGUAUUUUAGCUGCAUGUAAAUCCUGCACCAAUUAAAUAUUUUGUGACACAAAUAAGCUGGA
Messenger RNA from Perca fluviatilis (European perch), 2194 nucleotides. RefSeq names its product glutaredoxin 5 homolog (S. cerevisiae) (gene glrx5). The transcript is spliced from 2 exons. The record is from RefSeq and is a predicted model, not a curated record. Lineage: Eukaryota; Metazoa; Chordata; Actinopteri; Perciformes; Percidae. The coding region runs from base 124 to 594 and encodes 156 amino acids.